AUGCUGCUGUCGCUGGUGUUGCACACCUAUUCCAUGCGCUAUGUCCUGCCUGCCGCCGUCAUGAUGGGCACGGCCCCCACCUACAUACUGGCCUGGGGCGCCUGGCGCCUGCUCUCCGCCGUGCUUCCCUCCCGCUUCUACCGUGAGGUGGACGAUCGCCUCUACACCAUCUACCAGAGCAUGGUGCUCUUCUUCUUCGAGAACUACACGGGCGUGGAGGUAAUAAUCUACGGCGAUUUGCCAAAAAAUAAAGAAAAUGUAGUAUAUUUAUCGAACCAUCAGUGUACAGUUGAUUGGAUUAUUGCAGACAUGCUGGCAAUUAGGCAGAAUGCUCUUGGGCAUGUCCGAUAUGUCUUGAAAGAUGGAUUAAAAUGGCUUCCACUCUAUGGGUGGUAUUUUUCACAGCACGGAGGAGUAUAUGUGAAGAGAAGUGCCAAAUUCAAUGAAAAAGAAAUGAGAGAGAAGUUGAGGACCCAGGUGAAUGCAGAGACUCCGAUGUAUUUAGUGAUUUUUCCAGAGGGAACUCGUUACAAUCCAGAAAUACCAAAAGUCAUUGCAGAUAGUCAGUCAUUUGCUGAAAAAGAAGGACUUGCUGUAUUAAAACAUGUGCUAACACCACGCGUGAAGGCAACUCAUGUAGCCAUUGACACAAUGAAAGACUAUCUGGAUGCUGUCUAUGAUGUGACUGUAGCUUAUGAAGGUACUGUGGACCACAAAGGGCAAAGAAAACUGGCACCAUCUAUGACAGAGUUUCUUUGCAAGGAAUGCCCAAGAGUUCAUAUUUUCAUUGAUCGAAUUGAACUGAAGGACAUUCCAGAAGAGCAGAUAUAUAUGAGAAGGUGGCUUCAUGAACGUUUUGAAAUAAAGGAUAAGUUACUAAUAGAGUUUUAUGACGCGAAAGAUUCUAAAAGAAGAAACAAGUUCCCUGGGAAAAGUGUUCAUUCGAAACUAAGCCUCAAGAAAACUUUGCCAUCCUUGCUGUUUUUAGGUGGCCUGACUGCUAGUAUGCUUCUGACAGAAUCUGGAAGGAAACUUUAUGUAAAAACAUGGAUAUAUGGGACUUUAAUUGGCUGCCUGUGGGUUAGCAUUAAACCAUAA
Indicator indicator is the source of this 1098-nucleotide messenger RNA. RefSeq names its product 1-acylglycerol-3-phosphate O-acyltransferase 5 (gene AGPAT5). Bases 1 to 1098 code for a protein of 365 amino acids. The transcript has 8 exons. Lineage: Eukaryota; Metazoa; Chordata; Aves; Piciformes; Indicatoridae. Gene Ontology annotation, molecular function: acyltransferase activity. Gene Ontology annotation, cellular component: mitochondrion; endomembrane system. The record is from RefSeq and is a predicted model, not a curated record.